AUGGAUAAUGGUCAGUUGAGUGGUGUUGUUUUCCUUGAUAUUAGAAAAGCUUUUGAUUCUAUUGAUCAUACAAUCUUAUUGCAAAAGAUGAAUGAUCAAUUUGGAAUAAAAAAUGUGGAACUGGAUUGGUUUAAGUCCUAUCUAACUAAUAGAGAGCAAGCAUGCAUUGUCAACGGUGCAAUGUCAUCACCUAAAACGAUUGUGUGCGGAGUUCCGCAGGGAUCAAUUCUUGGUCCCUUGCUGUUUUUAUUAUAUAUUAAUGAUUUACCCGAAUGCCUCGAAAAAACUUCGCCACACCUAUACGCUGAUGAUACUCAAAUUUCUACUUCUGCCAAAACUAUUGAGGAACUUACUGAAAAUCUAAAUAAUGACCUGAAAAAAGUCGGUGAGUGGCUUGCUCGAAAUAAACUGCAACACCACCCAACUAAGACCAAAUUAAUGUAUAUCGGUUCAAAGUAUAAUGCUGAUACUAUGACUUAUGAUAUUCCA
This is a messenger RNA of Paramuricea clavata, 489 nucleotides long. The record is from the annotation of a GenBank genome assembly. NCBI's taxonomy places the organism in Eukaryota, Metazoa, Cnidaria, Anthozoa, Malacalcyonacea, Plexauridae.